This is a messenger RNA of Cotesia congregata, 6831 nucleotides long. The record is from the annotation of a GenBank genome assembly. Lineage: Eukaryota; Metazoa; Arthropoda; Insecta; Hymenoptera; Braconidae.
AUGACGCACCCGUCGCAUCAGACUAACGGAGCCAGCUUGGAGGAUUGCCACACGAAUUUCUUCGCACUGACGGAUCUAUGCGGGAUAAAAUGGCGGAAAUUCGUGUGGGGAGAGAUGGCCGGUGGAUCCGUGGGUACCCCCCUUGAAGAUCCAGUAUUGUCGAGCUUUUCGCGGUGUCUAGCAAGCGACAUACUUUGUGUGUGGCGACGGGUGGCAGCCACGCCGGCUGCUACCGGUACAGGCGCAAUAUUUGACAUGGGUAUAGCACCUUCGCCUGCUCCACCACCUCUGUCGCUGUCUGCUGCUAAAGAGCUCUGGAUAUUUUGGUAUGGAGAGGAACCCGAUUUGUCGGGUCUUGUUUCACCGGAGCUCAUCGGUAGCCAGAGUGAGCAAGGCUCUUGGGAAAGCGGCCUCUCGUAUGAAUGCCGUUCAUUACUCUUCAAGGCUCUCCAUAAUCUCAUUGAACGUUGUUUACUGUCUCGUGACUUUGUUCGCCUUGGAAAAUGGUUCGUUCAGCCUUAUGACGGUUUCGAAAAGCAUCACUGCAACAGCAGUCAUUUGUCAUUCUCGUUUGCAUUUUUUGUACAUGGUGACAGUACUGUUUGUGCAAGUGUCGAUGUCAGGCAGCACCCCGCGGUGCGGUACCUCACUAGAGCUUGCCUUCAGCGUACUCAGGCAUCUCAGACCGAUGCUAAAGUGAUUCUUGCGCCGUAUGGUCUCGCCGGAACGCUGACAGGACAGUCGAGUCGCAUUGACUCACAAUUUCUCGAUGAGUGGAAACACUUUUAUCCGAUAAACAACAACAAUAUUGAACCUGGUCUUCCACCUCUUGUAGAGGUGCUUGUCGGUGGCGUCAGGAUGCGAUAUCCUUCAUGCUACGUUCUCGUCACUGACAUGGACGACGUGCCUAUUGAAUUGCCACCCUCGCCUCCUUACAGUCCCGCGGCAGCUAAUUAUGACUAUUUGAAUUACAUUCAAGGCGAAAGCAAACCAUCAACCGAAAUGCCCGAGCGCGUUUGGGCUGAAUGUAUUCUUGGAUCAUCGUCUUUAUCCACUUCCAAAACAAAUGAAUCUUCCGUAGAGCUUGGUACCUGGACGUUUAUUGAUCCAACUCAAAAGUCUUCCUGCAUGUGUUCUAAGUGCAUAACCCCCGGGGGUUGGAAGAAUCUGGCUUCCUCUCAAAAUCAGAGGGAGAGAGUUGAUAAAGGUGGACGAAGGGCUGUCGUACCUUUCCAUCGACGCUCUACCAUUCCGUGGGAUGCUUCUUCCCCCUCUGUUCUUGCUAAUGCCCCCAGGUCGAUUUCAACUAGAAACAAUGAUGCACCGAAUACACCACCCGAUGGACCACCUUCUUAUUCUCGAGGCCCUCCUACCGGUGGUGACUGUCCUCCAGUACCAUCUGUUGGUUCACCAAGCUCGCCAGCACCGUCACCACUUCCAACACCUCAUUCAGAACCAGCAUCUGUGCCGCCGUCGGUGGACCCGACGAUGCCGACGUUGAGUCCUCAGCCCCCUCCGAGUCACCCUAAUGCGGCUCCGUCAUUGUUGCACGGAUCUAAAGUCUCUGCCUGCUGUAAUAGUAGUAAUAGCAACAACAACAAUAAUAAUAAUAAUAAUAAUAAUAAUAAUAAUAACAGUAAUAAUAAUAACAAUAACAACAAUAGCAGCAGUAGUAAUAACAACUCAAGUUCCAACAACAGUAAUACUAGUAGCAGCACUGCUAACAGUAGCAAUUCCAUCAGCAAUAAUAAUACCAGUAAUAGUCAAGUUGUAAAUAUGAUAACUGAGAACACAUUGAAGCGACCGAUUCUUUCCUCGAGAGAGUAUGAAGGUGCGCUUUUGGAGGAUGAACCUCCACUUUCUUGGCUAUAUGACUAUUCUACUCAAGAGGCUUGGCUUAAUCAUCCGGUUAAGAGAUUUAAACCAUCUUCUCCAAUUACUUCUCUUCAUCAGCGUGCUAGUAAUUUAUAUGCAAUUACUAAUUCACCGAUAAAUCACCCACAAAUUACUAAAUUUGAAAUCAAACAAGAACCUGGUGUCAUGAUGGGUGACUGUACAGGAAGUGGAGAAAGGCGAAACGGGGACAGAGAAGGCGAAGACACCGAACGCAUAAGAGAAGAAGGUGAAAGAAAUAGAAACGACCCCUACGAGUUUGACGUCGCCGGAGACGACGAUAACGGCAGCGGAGAUCACGGCGUGGUUGGAGCUGACGGUCUGAGACGCCCACGAGACGAGCCGCCAAACUCAGGGUCUCUUUUUACCAGCGAAGGGCUCCAAGUGUCUUACAAAGACCUCGAUCAGAUAUUCGACAACUCGGAUCCAGAUACCUCGAGUGACGAGACAAACCUAAACCAACUUCAAGUCCAAACUCCACCGGGAUCUAACAAAUCCGGAGGAAUGCACGAAGAAACUCGUCUGGACAUAACCAAGCAAAGCAACCGUGGAGUAGGAGUUCUACGUCCUGAAGAGGUGGUGAAAAUGUUUCCAACUCCACCUUCCUUAGAACACCCGGUGCCGUCUCCCUGUCAGAUGAACGAUACGGCGAUUGACCAAACAGAACUAUCAGCAUCUCAGCGGUCGCAUCGCCACGCUCCUGACAUCUAUCCAAACAUGGGAUCGCCUCCUGAAGAACCAAUCACCGACUGGUCUUAUGUUUUCAAACCGCCUACGGUUUUUAAGCUCGUCGGGUCAUCAAAAUACGCUCCGUUGACGAACUUACCCAGCCAAUUUCUGCCUCCGAUUACACUGCCUUCGCACUGCGUUUACAGACCUUCUUGGCAGUGCAAUUCAACCAACAACUCAAACAGUAACAGCAGCUCUGACAAGAAUUCACCUCACUCAGCAUCCUCGUCAAAGUCUGCAGACAAUACUCAGGAUCAGCAAGAGCCAUCGCAGAAUCAGGACCAACCACAAACACUUCAACCGCCUCAACCACCGUCACAACCUUCUUUACCACCACCGCAGCAGCAUCAGCAACUGGCAAUAGCUCACCAAGCGUGUCCUUCGAGUCCAAAUCCCAACAACGUCACCAACCACUAUCGUACAGCAGCUGGAAGACCUCCACCGCCGCCUUACGACCAGCCAAGUCCUGCAACUUCAACUUCGUCGUACCUAAAUAAAAAUAUAAAUAGCAUCGAUGCUGACACACCGGGUCCAAUUCGCGCACCAGAGUCUAAUUCUCUUGUAGUAAACAUCCUUCUUGGUGACACUGUACUGAAUAUAUUUCGCGAUCAUAAUUUCGACAGCUGCAGUCUUUGCGUUUGUAAUUACGGGCAAAAAGUAGUUGGGAAUAUCAAAGGCGCUGACGCGGUUUAUCUCGCUGGUGCUUGGGCAAACAGUAGUGCGCUAUUUCAAGAUGAGGAACAGUUAAGGUGCAAUUGUGGUUUUAGUGCGGUGGUGUAUCGUCGGCUGGCGACCCAAGCAGGAUUAUUCUACGAAGACGAGCUUGAAAUUGCGGGAAUCGCUGAAGAUCCUUCAGAGAAGAAAAAGAACUCGUUGCUUGCUGUUGUUUCUGGUGGUGAAAGCAAACCCGGCUCGGAAGAAAUUGAUGUUAUAACUCCAAGUGUUUUAGAACUUGUUCGCGAACAAUGUGCAAUCAUUCAAAGUUCGGCUAGUAGUUUGUACCGUGCUGCCAAGAUUUACGCAGCCAAUAAAAGUUAUAAUUAUAGUAACAGUAGUGGUAAUAGCAGUAGUAAUAAUAAUAAUAAUAAUAAUAAUAAUAAUAAUAAUAAUAAUAAUAGUAAUAAUAACAGCAACAAUAACAGUAACAAUAACAAUAACAGUAGUAAUAACAACAAUAAUAAUAGUAAUAAUAAUAAUAAUAAUAAUAAUAAUAAUAAUAAUAACAACAGUACUAGUAAUAGUAAUAAUAGUAGUAAUAAUAACAGUAACAAUAAUCAUCAAAAUCUCGUUCCGAGUCUUAACACACUGGAAUUUAAUGACGGCAAUGAAGUGUCUUUGAUUGCACUAGAGCAGGGAAAAUUGAUAGAAAAUAACGCUGUGGAAAGAACAGCAAAAUCUGUCGGCGUUCACCGGUGGGCCUUUAUAAAGGCCCGAGGUCCUCAGUGCAACGAAGAUAUUCUUCGGAUGAUGCGGACACUCCAGCCACUGCUUCAAGAUGCUGUUCAGAAAAAAUGCACGACUAGAAUGUGGGAAGCGCCGUAUACUGUUACUGGGCCGUUGACUUGGCGUCAGUUUCAUCGACUUGCGGGUCGAGGAACUGAAGAUCGAUGCGAGCCACAGCCGAUACCAGCUUUGGUUGUUGGUUACGACAGAGACUGGUUAUCUUUGUCUCCAUACGCGCUCAGUUACUGGGAAAAGCUCUUGCUGGAACCUUACGCGGGGCCACGUGACGUCGCGUACGUUGUUUUGGCCCCGGAUAGUGAACCUGUGAUCAAUAAGGUGAAGUACUUUUUUCGCGAGCUGUCGACGACGUACGAGAUCUGCCAGCUGGGAAAGCACACGCCGAUAACGAAGGCUUGCCGCGAUGGAAUAAUCCGUGUUGGAAAGUCUUCCAGUCAGAAGUGGUCCAAGCAGCCGAUGAUCGACGACUGGUUUAAAUUAUUGGGCGACAAUCAGUUGGGUGAACAGCUGAGGCUUUACGCGCAGGUCUGCAGUAAUCGACUGGCGCCGUAUUUGACUCAAGUUAUUCAAGACCGGAGUUUGUUGGACCCGGAUUCUAACAACAAACAGCAGUCCCAGCACUCCCACCACCACCACCAGCCGUCUCAGUCGCAAUCACCGUCUGUUCCGCCGAGUGAGUCGAUGCCAACGACUCCGGAUGGAACCGCUAUCACCGUCAAAGCGGAUCCUGUUGGAGACAGUGAAGCCGCGCCAAGUGAAACUCCGUCAUCUAAUACCACUCCGAAUGCUAAUUCUACUAUGGGAAACGUCACGCCGGCUAUUCCACCUAGCUCUCCUUCGAAUUCUAUCACUGGAAACGCCACGUCGGCGAUGAACCCCGCGAUAAAUAUCAAAACCGAGCCUGGUACUUCGAGUAAUAUGUCAGCUGGAGCGAUGAACGCGGCAAACUCGUCGGCACCCUCGUCCUCGACGGGGUCUACUACUUCUACCACGUCAACGACGGCUACCAUUGGACCCGACGAAGAGGAAGUUGAACCUCCCUCUAUUGUUGUUUAUAUUGUUGAACCUUUUUCCGUGGGUGGACCUGAGAACUCUGAUCGACGACGUUUGGCUAUUCUUGCACUUCUCAGGGCGUAUUCUGCUGCGAUCAAUGCUAUGCCUGAAAAUUUAAGAUCUAAUAUUAAUGUUCAAUUGAUAUCUCUGGAAAGCAUAAUAGAACUAGGACGAGCACGUGAACGACGGAAAAUCCAAGACGAAAUGCGUUCAUUGGCAUUGAACGUAUUUUUGCAAGGUCGACGACUGCUGAAUCACAAUUCAACAGUAAAAAGUCUCACUGGUUUUGGUACCGCAGCAGCAGCCGACAUAUUCCUUAAAAAUAAAAACUUUGAAAAAUUUUCGAAUGAUAUGCAGGAACUUAACAAAGCACCUUACCGCUUGUACACACCGGCGUACGUACUUGCGCCGUUACGAUCUAAAAGUGAGGCGCCUGAGUCUUUCGGCAUCGCUGGACCAGAAGAGUGUGCUGUUAUGUACCUCAGUUAUUGCCUGAGUGAGGAUCAAUCGCGGUUGCUCGCAGUCGCGACGGACGACCGCGGGGAAAUUUUUGAGACUGCUGCUAUCAAUAUUGAUGUGCCAAAUCGUAAAAGAAGAAAACGUGUAUCAGCUAGACGGAUUGGACUUCAGAAACUUAUGGACUUUAUAGUCGGUGUCAUGUCGCAAGGCGUGCAACCAUGGAGGCUAGUUGUAGGUAGAGUUGGCCGAAUAGGUCACGGUGAAUUAAAAAGUUGGGGCUGGCUCCUAUCUCGAAAAGCACUGUUGAAAGCUUCAAAACAAUUAAAAGAACUUUGCAAGCAGUGCGCUCUUUUAUACCCGUCUGCUGCACCCUGUGUAUUAAGUGCUUGUCUCGUGUCACUUGAACCCGAUUCGACACUUCGAUUAAUGGCUGAUCAGUUUACACCGGAUUCAAGAUUUAGUCAAGCAUCUGUUAAUUGUCAUUUAUCCACACCUCAAGAUGUUACUUGUACUCAUAUACUUGUUUUCCCUACUUCAGCUACCACACAAUCAUCACAGACUGCAUUCCAAGAGCAACAUAUAAAUGGGCCAGAACUUGGUGAUGAUGAGCUAUUUUCGGCCCUUAACGACGACAUGAAUGAAGGGAUGGAGGGUAUGGGAGAUCUUGGGGAUAUUUUCAAUGCCUGGCCUGAGCAAAGUGCGGGUGGUGGACAGAGUCCUUGCAAUAGCCCGCAUCGGCCAGAAUCACCUUUGGGCGGCGAUGGAGGUGGCUUUGGUAUGGGAAAUCAUGACGGCCCUGGUAGUCCAUUCCCUUGCAGUAGUACGCCAAAGACCGCAAAUGCUGAUCAAGCAGAAGACGUAACAAACCUUCAUUUACAACCACUGGCUCUUGGGUACCUAGUAUCAACAGCUCCAAUCGGACGUAUGCCAUCGUGGUUCUGGUCAACGUGUCCUCAUCUGGAAGGUGUAUGUCCAGCAUUUUUGAAAAACGCCCUUCACCUCCACAGUCCGGCCAUACAGCAAAAUAGCGACGAUAUACUUCAGCAGCACAGUGCUCUGACGGCUCAUCCUCUUGACUCGCAAUAUACUACUGAUGUGUUAAGAUAUGUCUUGGAAGGAUACAAUGCUCUGUCUUGGCUUGCCGUAGACGCGAAUACCAAGGAUCGACUUUCUUGCUUGCCGGUACAUGUCCAAGCGCUCAUGCAGCUUUAUCACACAGCAGCUGCCCUCGUCUGA